This is a messenger RNA of Girardinichthys multiradiatus, 2166 nucleotides long. RefSeq names its product EGF domain-specific O-linked N-acetylglucosamine (GlcNAc) transferase (gene eogt). Gene Ontology annotation, molecular function: protein N-acetylglucosaminyltransferase activity. Gene Ontology annotation, cellular component: endoplasmic reticulum lumen. NCBI's taxonomy places the organism in Eukaryota, Metazoa, Chordata, Actinopteri, Cyprinodontiformes, Goodeidae. The record is from RefSeq and is a predicted model, not a curated record. Bases 188 to 1765 code for a protein of 525 amino acids. The transcript is spliced from 16 exons.
UCCAAACAUGCGAGCGGGGCGCCAUCUGGUGGCCACUUGUUUAUAUUACACCCUGUUAACGUGUAAGGUUUCCGGUGUUAUGGCGACCACCGGCAUCAUCGCGACUUCAGUCAGGGACAGCAGGCUCUAUAUUUAGAGUGCUUUGAAGACAGACGGCUGUUUCAUAUGUCUGUCUGUCAUUCUGACUAUGCUGCUCUUGGUAGCGCUGAGCAUAGUUUUUUCCCCUGUUGUGGUCAACAUUGUGAAGGCUGAGAUCACCAACCACAAAGCGACUUCACCCCUGCUGAAUUACAGCAGGAUCUCCUUGCCGCCGGAGCACGUAUCCUACUUUCUCAGCAACAACAAGAAGGUUGCCAAGUUCUGCCGCCAGGACCCACUCUGCCCUUUUAAAGAUGCUUUGCAGAAUCUGUCAGUCUGUUGGGGCUACGAGAAAAACUGUGAUUCAGAGAAACGCUUCAGUUAUCCUGUCUGUACCAAGGCUAACUCCGGAUGGGCCCGUUCGCUGGAUGCAGCCCAGGAGCUUUUCUGGAAGCAGGCUGAUUUUGGUUACGUCAAAGAGCGACUCUCUGAACUCAAAACACUCUGCAAGGCCAGCGAGCCAGGGGACUCAUCAUUAAGCUGCAGCAGCCAUGCAAGAUUCUGCAGGGCAACGAAUCUUUACUUGGAUUUGCGAAACCCACGUAGAAGUAACGAGAGGUAUGACGAGGACUUUAUUCAUACGGGGGAGAUUGGCGGACACUGCAAGCUAAAUAAGCAAGCACUGGCUGUUGAAGGAGAUCACAAGAGUCCUUUGCAGUCCUGGUAUGCUGAACUACAGACAUACUCAGAACUGAACUUCCAUCCUAUAGAGGAUGGACACUGUGACAUCAUUGUUGAAAAACCAACUGUUUUCAUGAAACUUGAUGCUGGGGUGAACAUGUACCACCAUUUCUGUGACUUUGUCAACCUCUAUAUCUCUCAGCACAUCAACAACUCCUUUAGCUCAGAUAUCAACAUUGUCAUGUGGGACACGAGUUAUUAUGGCUAUGGUGAUCUAUUUAGUGAAACAUGGAGGGCCUUCACAGAGCAUGACAUCAUCCACCUGAAGACCUAUGACUCAAACAGAGUGUGUUUUAAAGAUGCCUUCUUCUCCCUUCUUCCAAGAAUGAGAUAUGGUCUCUUCUACAACACGCCUCUGGUCACCGACUGCUACACUGAAGGGAUGUUUAGGGCGUUCUCUCAGCACGUCCUUCAUCGGCUUAACAUCCCACAAAUGGGACCAAAGGUGGGGCGUGUUCGUGUCACCCUGCUGGCACGCAGCACAGAAUACAGACGGAUCCGAAACCAAGUGGAACUGGUAAAUGCCCUCAAGACUGUGCCUCUGCUGGAGGUCAGUGUGGUGGACUACAAAUACAGGGAUGUUCCCUUCCUGGAGCAGCUGAGAAUCACCCACAACUCGGACAUCUUUAUAGGGAUGCAUGGCGCCGGGCUCACACACCUCCUUUUCCUCCCUGACUGGGCCAUCAUCUUUGAGCUAUAUAACUGUCAGGAUGAGAGCUGCUAUCGUGAUCUGGCUCGCCUGCGGGGUAUUCGAUAUGUGACUUGGCAGAAAAUGGACAAAGUGCUCCCCCAGGACAAGGGCCAUCAUCCUGCACUUGGGGACCAUCCUAAAUUUACCAACUACUCCUUUGAUGUGGAGGAGUUUAUGCGUAUUGUGCUGGAGGCAGCUGAUUAUGUCACUCAACAUCCCAAAUGGCGGCGCAGUAUCCAUCAUGAUGAACUCUGAAGUGUCUCCGAGUGUAGCGGGGAGCGCAGAUGUCUGCCUGCUGUUAAGAUCUUACCUUGAAUCAUAAAGAGAAGACGUUUACACUGACCAGUAAAUCUCAGUCACACAGUGUUAUAUUUGUCACCUCUGGUCUGCUGCUCCAAUAGGUCCAGAUGAAAGCAAGAAGUAUGGCGACAGCUUAUAUUUGAGUAGCUUUCACUAGCCUUAUUAGUGUCAGAUCAGUUAAAGGCUGCGCGCAGUUGAAGCAGCUGGAGAGCAAUAAGACGUCUCCCAUGUUUCUUCAUUACCUCUACAGCAUCCACUUCAUUCCGUGUCGUCAAAGCUGGUAAAUGAGCAGCUGUUUUGGCACACCUUCACAUGCGACAUCCCGUCCGAUUCGAUCACUGUCAUGCUGAUGGGGG